AUGGCGGCGCCACCAGAUGAGAUCACUAAAAUCUCUCUCGAUCGGGCCAGGAUCGGAGAGGAAACUGAUGUUACACCACAAAGCGCAAGCAUCCAAGAGGAGGCGCCGGUUGUGAAUAGCCACGAAGAAGAUGGUCUCUCGAGACUCCAGAGAAUUAAGACGAGCUUCGGAGAUCGGCCAGAAUGCUUCAAGAACACAUUUCAGGAGGUCUCCUUCGUCUUCCAGGCCACCGUCGCGACCGCCACCACCUCGUUCCUUACAGGUGUCGCCUUGAUCAUUACUGUUCCCGUCUCUAAAGACUUGGGCAUGACCCAAGGUGAGAUCGCAUGGAUCAGCGCAUCGACAAGUCUCGUCGCCGGAGCUCUUCAGCUUGCCCUAGGACAACUUGCAGAUUUACUUGGCCGCAAAGCCAUGUUCAUAACCGGCAUGGCGUCUUUUAGUGCAUUCGUGCUAUUGGUUGCCUUCUCGCGGAACCCCUUCUGGAUGCUGAUCGUCUGCGGUAUACUUGGAGGCUGUUCUGCAAUGGUGGUGCCUCCAGCGAUUGGAAUUCUAGGGGCCGCCUAUUCAACGCCUUCGAAACGGAAGAACAUGGCCUUCUCGGCAUUUAGCGCGGGAAACCCUCUGGGUUUCGUCUUCGGCACUAUCCUGUGCGGUAUUGCGACGCAGCUCUCUAGUUGGAGAGCAGCCUUCAUCAUGCUCUGUAUUAUCUGGGCAGUUCUCACGGUCCACGCGAUCUGGGCUGUGCCGAAUGUGGAAAACUUCGACCGAGCUCCCCUGAGAGAACGGUUAAGCUCGUUGAAGCAAUUCGAUUAUGUCGGUACUAUCCUAACGAUAUUUGGAACAGGCAUGUUUACCGCAGGUUUGACCCUUGGUCCCGAAGAUGGUUGGAAAAGUGCAACUGUAAUUGCGCUGAUAGUCGUUGGUAUUGCAUUACUGGUUAUUUUUGUGUUAUGGGAGAGGAUCUACCCUACUCCUUUAAUGCCUCCCCAUAUCUGGAAGGAUAGGAAUUUCAGUCUUAUUAUUGCCGUUGUCCUUCUAGGCACCAUGGGUUUCACAUCUAGCGGCUUCUGGACCGCCUUCUUCUUACAGGAAAUUAAGCAAUACUCGACCCUCAUGGUUGCGGUGCAUUUGCUCCCAAUGGCCAUUGCAGGACUUAUUUGGAACAUCAUUGCCGGCCGAAUUUUACAUGUCGUCAAUAAUACCCUUAUUAUGAUCAUCGGCGCCAUAUGUUACCUCGGGGCCAGCUUGCUAUUUUCCUUCAUGAAGCCUGAUAGCAACUAUUGGGCAUUCAUGUUCCCAGCGCUGAUUCUCAAUGUCGCUGGCGCGGAUUUCCAGUUCAACGUGGCAAACAUGUAUGUGAUGCAGUCUUUACCUAAGCAUCAGCAGUCCUUAGCAGGUGGUAUCUUCAACGUAGUCAUCCGAUUGGCUAACGCCGCCGUCAUGGGAAUUUCGACCGCCGUAUUUAGCUCCAUAGAAUUGACCCCGGAGGGUAUGGCUGACCCGAUGCUUAAAUUCACAAGAACUUUCCAGGUAUCAGUAGCACUCUCUGCACUGGGUGUGCUGUUUUCUCCUUUUAUUCGAUUAGGUACGCAGGGGAACCAUCCGAAAGAGGAACCGAAAGAAGAGGGCGAGAAUGACCAGUCCGGAAAGACGACCGAAGUGGCGACAGAAGUAGCUACUAGUACAGGCGAAAGCGAACUAGAAGAGAAGAAGCAGGAUGUCCAGUAA
Messenger RNA from Annulohypoxylon maeteangense, 1728 nucleotides. Its product is annotated as MFS general substrate transporter. The transcript is spliced from 5 exons. Bases 1 to 1728 code for a protein of 575 amino acids. Gene Ontology annotation, biological process: transmembrane transport. The record is from RefSeq and is a predicted model, not a curated record. Gene Ontology annotation, molecular function: transmembrane transporter activity. Gene Ontology annotation, cellular component: membrane. NCBI's taxonomy places the organism in Eukaryota, Fungi, Ascomycota, Sordariomycetes, Xylariales, Hypoxylaceae.